CCUGCGACCCCAGCAGUUUCCCCGGCUCGGCCCAGCUUAGCGCGGCCCGGCUGAGCGCAAGGCUCUGGUUAGUUGCCUCCGCAGGCAUCAUGAGAGCGCUGCUUUCCCAGUUGCUGCUCUUGCUCCUGCUAGCUCCCGGAACCUGGGCUAGCGUAUCCAUCCCUUCGCCCAAGCAGCAGCCGCAGCCGCAGCCGCCCGUGCCCCCGGAGAUAAGCGCCGGGUCGGGGCCAGGGAAUGCCACUCUGCUGGAAGGAGAGACGGCGGUGGGCGGCAGCGGCAACCGCAGUGAAACCUUGGUGACCCGCAUCUCCAGCCUGCUCCGGGACCUGCCCACCCUCAAGGCGGCCGUGAUCGUGGCGUGCGCCUUCACCUCCUUCCUCAUCGCCUGCCUGCUGCUCCGGGUGUUCAGGUCUGGAAAGAGAAUAAAGAAAACCCGGAAAUAUGAUAUUAUUACGACUCCAGCAGAGAGAGUAGAAAUGACUCCUUUAAAUGAAGAAGAUGAUGAGGAGGAAGACUCAACAGUUUUUGAUGUCAAAUACAGGUAUAUUUACAGGUAAAAACCACUUUUCUGGAGUUGGGGCACACCAUGGAAAAUCAGUCAGCCAUAGAAAACUCUGCUGGACCCUGAAGUGUGAAAGGGAGGGUGGAAGUCAUCAUCUCUGAAGCAUUGAUACCAAAACAAAUAUUCCCUCUGACUCCAGGACCUUAUUUAUAAACUGUUCAGCAGCAGGCGGGCCUGUGUUGAACUUCUGUGACAAAAUGUCAGAAUUAAGCUCUUCAUUUCCAAACCACUACCUUAGGUUAACCUGUGUCAGUCCUUUGAAUGUCUCUUUCAAAUGCCACCAGGCUCCAGUUCUUUCUUCUUGAAGAGGUUCUUUAAUAAGGGGUAAGGGUAGAAACUAUUUUUUGCUUUUCUCAUUUUAAAGCAGAUUUCUGCAAGAUGAGAAUGUUAAAAAAAAAAAUAAAACCAGAUCCCAAACACUAAAAAACCAGAAAAAAAUUGAACUUUAGAAUUAGAUGCUUUUUCUUUUCUGACUCUUGAGCCUCAAGAUCUGAGGUUGUACCAGCCUCUUGGCUGCUUUAAAUUCCAGCCACUUGCCUUAAUCUUUUGGUGAGUGUGUUUAAUGGAAAAGCAGAUUUCAACAACGGUGGCUAGUGGCUCUGUGCUAAACCAGCCUUGCUAGGAUUGUGUGUUUCUAUGCGGCCGACUUAUUGAUGAAGAAAAUUGUGAUUGCUUGCUACUGAUUUUGACAAUUGCACUAGCCCCUACUGAAUCGUGCUGUUCCUCAUGCUCCAGUGGAGCUGAUUGGUGUUUGAAAUGAAGUAGUUUUUGUUAGGCUUAUUAUUAUUAUUAUUAUUUUUUUAAGGAGUGUGAGUUCAACAGAAUUAGACUUGGCUGGUUUGAAAAGAAUUGUGGAUUUCAGGAAAAAAAAUUAUAUUUUUAUGAUUUUUCCUCCUCUGCUGGGAAAAUAAAACACCAGGCAGCUUUUGGUUUGUGUAAAAUUUUGUGCCAUUUUUCUUCCUCUGAUUUUGCCACAGCUGUGUUUGUGUGUGUGAGUGUAUGUGUGUGUUUUCAGUUGCCUGAAUUUAACUGAGUGGCAGUUUGGAUGGCUGAGAACAGUGGCUGUAUCAGAAGUAAAUUCGGAACUGGAGAGAGAACAUUUUUUCAUCAAACUGGAAAUAUCCCUGUCACUUUGGGUUGAUGAAUCUUAUUUUACUGAAAAGUAUUCAUCUAUUUUUUUGUUUCCUCUUAUACUUCAGGAAUUAUGAGUUUAGGCAAUAAGUAUUUCUCUUCAAAAUUAGAUUUGCAUCAUUCACAAGGAUUGCAGAACUCAUAACUUUAGAAGUAUGUGCAUCUGUUGUUUGCCAGUCACCCAGAAGUGACUGAAUUUGCCUUUCCUUGAUCAUUGCACUAAAGUCUAUUAGUGACACGGUUUGAAACCCAGGGAAUUCGAUCUGACUUGAAUUAUUUUUUUCUCCAUUCUCUUCUUUUACCUUUGCUCUUCCUUCCCCUCUCCUGUUUUCUCUGUUUAGUCUAUGUAGUCUUUCUGGAUCUUUUGGAGCUAUUUCUCUUAAGCUUUGUAAGUAGACGUCUAUACUAUUAAAAUAUUUCUCUUACUCCCUGGAAGGUCUCUUAGUUCUUGAGGCUUUCAGUGUUUUGGGACUCUUGGGACAUUCACAGACCUUUUUUAUACAGCAGAGAGAGUGCUUUGAAUAUAUCAAUCUAUGAAGACUCCUUCUAAGAAUACCUCUUUGUACUGCCAUAGCAUUUUGAAUCAAACCAGAAAAGCUUUGUAGCUAUUGAAACCAACAUACAGUGCCUCUUGGACCUUUGCCCUAUGCAUUGGCUCCAUAUGUUGACCUUUUUUCUCCCCCUCCUUUUUUUGGCCAUCUGCUAAAAAGGGUGGGAAUAUGAACAGAGAAGAUUAUGGUUAUUCCAUAUCUCUUGAAAAAUGCACUCAACCAGAGUGCUGACUAUAAAUGACACCUUCCUAUUUACCAUCUGCUCCUUUUGUACCUUUUAACUGGAACUGUGCUGAUACACUGCCUUUAAAAUAUCUCUUUUCCUCUCUCCCUCCUCCCAUUCCAUUUGCAAGAUGGGCCAAAAAACUGGAUUUUCUCCUUUAUGAACUGGUUGUCAGAAUUAAGAUUUUGGAAUUAUUAGUGAUUUCUAAAGCAGGUCAACAUAGAUGAUCCUUUAAAUUCUUGGAGGAAUUUUUGCACUAUUGGCAUUUAGGUGAAACUUUGGCUGAAACAAAUUAAUUUUUUGAUAGUGAUGCUUUUUUGAAACAGAAUAUGGUGCCUUUUUCUCUUAGAGAAGUGGUUGAACCUUUUUGAGAUUAUUUAUUUCAAAGCUUUAUGAGCAUCAAGUUCAUUGGAUGGUUCCACAAACCUGCUAAAUUACCAAAAGAACUGCAAAAAAAGAUGUUUAGACAUAACAUGGUAAUGGUAAAAAUUUGUUUUUACUUUUAUUUUCAUGUGGUCCUGGUGAACAAAUUUUUAACAACUUCCUCUCCUGAUGUAUGAUGAUGAAAGGCCCUUUUCAUGAUAGUUUCUUGGGAAGACCUUUGUAUUUCUUUAAAAAUUAUGUGCCAGCCUUAUUAAAGUCUCUCACCUUUGACCUGAAUUAAA
This is a messenger RNA of Antechinus flavipes (yellow-footed antechinus), 3132 nucleotides long. RefSeq names its product family with sequence similarity 174 member B (gene FAM174B). Lineage: Eukaryota; Metazoa; Chordata; Mammalia; Dasyuromorphia; Dasyuridae. The transcript has 3 exons. The record is from RefSeq and is a predicted model, not a curated record. Bases 90 to 557 code for a protein of 155 amino acids.